AUGUCAAUUACACCUGAUAUAAUUUAUGAUAAAAUUGUUACAUGCAUUCAAAAACCACCAAAUGAAAGAACUACAGAUGAAAUCGAAGAAAUUUAUCCAUGGUUUAUUGAAAAAGUGAAAUUUUUUUCAAAUCUAAAAUCUGAUGUAAUCAAAGAUAUCAUUAAGAAUUGUGAAUUCUCUGAACGUGAAACUGAUGAUAUAAUUAUACGUCAGUUUGAAGAAGGUGAUUGCUUUUAUAUCAUUCUCUCUGGUCAAGUAUCAAUUUAUGUGAAUACUGAACUUGUACAUGAUGAUCAGGAAAAAGCUCCUCAACAAGAUAAAUUUCUGUCCCCAAUCAAACAGUCAACAGAGCGUAAAGCAACUAAUCGAGAAAAAUGUGGAAACUAUGUUGUUAGUUGGGGAACUGGAGCAAGUUUUGGCGAAUUAGCUUUAAUCAGCAAAGAUUGUAUAAGAAAUGCAACAGUAGUUGCAGACUGCAAAACCCAUUUAGCUGUUAUUAAUAGAGUAACAUACAAUCGUUCACUAAGAGAUGUACAUGAAGCAGAUUUCAAACAACGUAUUGAAUUUAUUAAUAAAUGUCCAAUUUUUGAUGGAUGGAUUCAAAGUUUGAAGAAACAAGCAGCAAUGUCUUUAGUUAAAACGGAUUUCCCAUUUGAAGCAGACCUUGUUCGUCAAGAAGAACCGGUGAAUGGAUUAUUGUUUAUACUUUCUGGUCAAGCUCAAGUCACUGUAGAUGUUCUUAAGCAUCCAAAACAGUAUCCUGAUUUAAAACUCACUGCAUAUUCUGUCAGUUCAACAGAAACCAAUAGUAACAAACUGAUCCACACUGAAAUUUCAAAUUAUCCAGUUCGACGUAUGGGAUACAUUGUCAAUGAAAAACGUAAUGCACUGAAGAAAAUAGAACUAUGUAUAGUUGGACCUGGCACUAUACUUGGUGAGUUUGAAUAUGGCUUUAAUCUAAAAACAUAUAUGCAAACUGCUAUUUGUAUUGAACCUACAUCAGCCUAUGUACUAGGUGGAAGAAAUUUCGAUCGUUUAAUACAAAGUCGUCGUAAUCCAGAAGGUUUAAAACAAAUCCGAGAAAUAGCUGCUCGAAACAUUUUAUAUCGUAUAAAUCGACCAAUCGAUUCGAAAAUUCCUCUCUUUCGCUUUUUAGCAAAACAAGUUUAUGAAGCAAAUUUAAAGUUACAAGAAGAACAACGUGAAAAAGCUUUGGCUAGACGAAAUAAACUAAAUUUGGAAGGGACUAAAAGUUUGUUUGAAAGGGAAUCAAAAAGUCAUCGACAACAAUAUCAACAAGAACGAAUGCAAAGAAACAUCAGACCUAAAUUACAAAAAUUUCUUUCAAUGAAGCGAGAACAUGGAUUUCAAACACGACGACAACAAGUUAGUAAGCUACAGAACACUAUAUCGACAUUAAGAGGAGACAUAAAUUCUGCUGAUCAAUAUCGUAAAAGAAGUACUCAAGACAGUCCUGCUAGCAAACGCUUUAAUUCAACUUAUUCCAGAUAUGAUACAUCUUCUACAGGGGAUUUAAAUGAACCAGAUACUGAUAGAACAAAUUAUUACCAGAUGAAUGAAAAAAUACCAAGUUUCUCCUUUUAUGACUGGGAGACAAGUUCUAAAAAUAUAAGUCAAAUCGAAACUAAAUUAAAACGUUGGUAUUGCGAAAUAGAUAUCUUAUAUGAUGGAAACUUAUCAUUUGGACAUAGAAUUAGUCCAUUGAGAAGCUGUGAACAAAUAAGUCUAGUUAAGAAACUCCUACCUGGUGGACAUGUCCUUGUCAGAACAAUCGACAAUAGCAGUAUACUAUCAAAGCAUUUAGAAACAAAUCAGCUUCAAGCAGAUGGAUUCAAAUCAGUUCGUUUUGAAAGUGAUAACCACGAAAAUGAUCUAAGUGAAUUGUCUACAAAUCAAAACAAUGAUCUAGUUAAUUUAAAUUUAGAAGUUGAGAUUCCAACUGUAAAUGAUAAUAAUAAUAAUGAUAAUAAUAACAAUAAUAAUAAUAAUAAUAAUAAUAAUAAUAAUAAUGAUCACUUAGUAAUAGAUGAAAUAGGAGAAGACGUAGAAGAAUGUGAACUUAGUAAGGAGGAAGAUGAGAAGAAAGCUAUUGAGAAUGCAGAUGAAAAAAACCAAAAUAUCACAAAUGAGCUCAAAUUAAUCCUUGAUAGAAUACGCCCAGUUUCAUCAGCUUAUGGUUACACAUCAACCAAUAGAUCAUGUAUAUCAUCAAGAAACAUUAAAUCAGCUAGAACGGAUGAAAUCAAAGAAACUGAAUCACGCAGAAGUACUUUGGCCAGUUCCCGUCUAACCCCGAAGCGUACUCCUGACAGUUAUACAAUGAUUAGAGAAUAUCGGGGAUUGCGUGAUCAAUUGCGUAAACAAGAGAAUGAACUGCGCCGUUUUCGUGUAUCACUUCUUCUCUAA
Schistosoma turkestanicum is the source of this 2427-nucleotide messenger RNA. Lineage: Eukaryota; Metazoa; Platyhelminthes; Trematoda; Strigeidida; Schistosomatidae. The record is from the annotation of a GenBank genome assembly.